UAAUCAACAUCGUCGUUGCCUGACAAAUUCCUAAUUCUUUUUUUUCCGAGAGCGUCGACGCCGAUAGUCGCCGACAGAGUUUCUGGUUCUCACGACAGACUCAUAAGAUGAAGGAGACGAGAAAUCUACACGAGGCUGAAGUGGUUGAUAGAAAGAGAGUUGGAAAAAUGCAGAAGAAGAAGAAAGAGAAAGUGAGCAAUGUUGACUCAAGCGAGGCUCAGGCUACGCUCCAAGCUAUUUUAAGUGAGAAAACCAAAGGAAAGAAGGUCGAAUUGAAGAAGAAGAAGAUACAGAAGAGUAAAAGGAAGUCAGAGGAAACAAAUAGCUCUCCAGUUGAUGGUAAGCUGCAGAAGAAGAGGAAAGCUAAAGCAGGCAACGUUGAAAUAGUUGACCAUUCUCAAAUUACGCCGGAAGCUAAUUCAAAUGAGAAAAUCAAAGGAAAGAAGCGGAAGUUGAACAAGACGAAGAAUAAAAAGAAGGCCGAGGAUAAAUCUAGUGGCCAUGUUGAUGAUGACGAUGAUCAUCUGAGACAAGAAGUUGAUAAAGACAAAAGUUUCAGUGAAGCUGUGAAUGCUGGCAUUGCUGAUAAUGGAACUGAAAUAAGAAACCGCAAGUCCAAGAAAUCAAACAAGAAAAAGAAGUUGAAUUCGACCUCUACAAAACAGAAUGAAAAGUCUUCAGAAAAGAUGAACGAAAUUGGAGAGCAGGAGGAGGAUGUUUAUCAAAUUUCUUCAGGCGAUGAGGAUUGCUCCAGAGGAAUGAAAAAGUGGGUUAGUGAUUACUAUGAGAGUAGACCCAGUUUAGACGAGCUGCAAAAGAGAAUCGAUGACUUCAUGACUACUCACGAAGAACGCCUUGAACAGGAGAAACAAGACCGAGAAGCUAAAGCUGCAGAAGGUGGAUGGACUGUGGUCGUGCAUCACAAAGGAAGGAAAAAGUCAACAGAGUUCGAAUCUGGAACAGCCGUUGGAUCUGUUUCUCAAGCUGCUUUGGAGAAUAAGAUUGCUAAGAAGAAACAGAGUGAGACCGUCGCUCAUGGUUUCUACCGUUUCCAAAGGCGAGAAGCACAACGCAAUGAACUCUUGGAGCUUCAGAGUAAGUUCGAGCAAGACAAGAAGAGGAUACAACAACUUAGAGCUGCUCGUAAGUUUAAGCCUUACUAAGAAAGAACAGAUCCCACAUGGAAACACCAUGAGCUUUAUUAUGGGUUUAGACUCUCAUGAAAGCUGAUGAGCAGGAUCAUGAAUGUGUUUUAUGAUCAGUUUUUGUAACUGACAAUUUUAGGCCAAUUAAACAGAAAUGUGUUUUUCCCUUAUGUUUAGAUUAGAUCAUCCUUUUGAAAUCUCAUACUAAUAAAAGUUGAAGCUAUAUGCUUCU
Molecule: messenger RNA, 1377 nt
Organism: Eutrema salsugineum
Lineage: Eukaryota; Viridiplantae; Streptophyta; Magnoliopsida; Brassicales; Brassicaceae
Product: stress response protein NST1
Exons: 9
Coding region: 108-1163 (351 amino acids)
Biological process (GO): rRNA processing; ribosomal small subunit assembly
Cellular component (GO): UTP-C complex; CURI complex
Source: RefSeq, a predicted model, not a curated record